Drosophila subpulchrella is the source of this 738-nucleotide messenger RNA. RefSeq lists its product as uncharacterized. The record is from RefSeq and is a predicted model, not a curated record. Bases 1 to 738 code for a protein of 245 amino acids. NCBI's taxonomy places the organism in Eukaryota, Metazoa, Arthropoda, Insecta, Diptera, Drosophilidae. The transcript has 5 exons.
AUGGAUUUCACUAGUUACUUUCUUGGCCUGACUUUCCUUUUAACUGUUUACCUGGACCUGACCAACUCCUUUGUGGCCUUCACAGCCUCCAGUACCCAUGGUAUCUUUGCCGCCAUUGCUGUUCCGCUCGAGUUGCCCCAUCGAAAUGUGUUUGUUUCCUACAAUUUUGAGGCCAACUACAAUUUACCAGCAAGCUGGGAGAAAUGGACAAUAUUUCAAAACGGUCCCAUAGAGUCGGAGGAAGUGGUAGAAGAUACGGAUACGGACACGGAGGCAGAGUCUUCUCGAAAGUUAGCCUCUGGAUGCAAAAAUUGCACGGUGGAGGAAACGGAGGCUGGUGGAGAGGAACAGGAGGAAGUGGAGGAAGCCACCGAAGUACUCUCCAAAGAACGUAAAGUUAGAUCCCUGCUGACACGAUCCAAUAUCUAUCGUAUUUUCAUAGAUAAAUUAAAAAGGAGCGGUUUCCAAGGUGAAUCAUGUUUGCUACGCCUAAUUUGUGAGAUAAGUGCUGCCCAACUGGAUGAAUUCAAUGGCGUUUUGGGCAGUCUAGUGCAUGUUUUGUUCAGUCCCAGCACUUCAGAGUCAGAAGAUCUGCCCCUUCGUUAUUAUCAAGCGGAACACGAUGGUUGGAAUGACCAUUGCCAUUAUUAUGAGCCGGGCUGUGGCGAAAGUAUUCUAGACCUCAUAUCAGAACCCUUUGAAGAGAUUCUAAGACACAUUGAACGCAAUAAAAUAUAG